Molecule: messenger RNA, 2469 nt
Organism: Botrytis byssoidea
Lineage: Eukaryota; Fungi; Ascomycota; Leotiomycetes; Helotiales; Sclerotiniaceae
Exons: 4
Coding region: 1-2469 (822 amino acids)
Molecular function (GO): protein binding
Source: RefSeq, a predicted model, not a curated record
AUGGCCUGGCAGUCUCUAUCUGGUAUGGGGGGUAGUGGAGGUCAAAAUAAUGGAGUUGGUAAUGUAGGUGAUGGAGGGAAUCAAGCAAAUCAGCCUCAAGGAACAGAAUAUACACUGCAAGGUGUUAUGCGAUUCUUGCAAACUGAGUGGCAUCGACAUGAGAGGGAACGAAAUGCUUGGGAGAUCGAAAGACAAGAAAUGAAAAGUAGGAUCGCCAAAUUAGAGGGCAAUACUAGAAAACUUGAAGGGUCAAAUGAGAGUUUGAAGAAAUUCCUUACAAUGUUGGAGAGAGUGGCCAAGGAUCGAGAGGCACAAUUGAAAGCGAUUAAAUCUGGUGGUACAGCGCCGGUGCCAGCAAAUAAAGAGACCAAGGAUAAAGAUUCGCGUCCAACUAAAAGAGAGGCACAUAACUCAUUCCUCGUGGUUGACGGGGAACCCGAUGCGAAAAAGGCGGUUCAAGCGGAGAAAGGUAACAUGAAAGAUUUUAUGGAUAAAUCUCAAGGAGAGCUCACUUAUCUCUUGAUCGCACCACCAAAUCCUAUGCCACCACGAGAAGCCCCACCGCCACCGGAAGAGAUUCUACCUUUCGGAGUUAGUCAAGCUCAGCAGCAAAAUAUCGAAGAAAUGCAACAGCGAUACUCUGGAUCAAAAGUCAUGAGAGUACCAGAAUUAUCAAGAGCUCCCCUUGCACCUUCUCCGACACCUAAUCAUAAUCCACCACCAGUCCCAAGUCCCAAUAAACAUUCUGUACCAAGUCCCGAUAAUCCAGCGCCAAGGUUUUUAGCAGAGCAACUACCUCUACCACAACCUUCGCAACAAGAAUGGUCUUCUACAUUUAGAUCUCCAGAGAAAACUCAACCGGCGGAAGAGCCCAUAACAAAAGUUAACCAUUCUUAUGACUCCUAUGGACGGCCCAUUGAAGCGGAAGAAGCAAUAGAGAAAUCAGGUUCUUCUGAUACCGAUGGAUGGGAUUUCAAUGAGCCAACUCAAACUACAGAACAAGAGAAUAAGAUUGCGCCCCAGAGACCUGAUACAGACGUAUUUCCAUCAGCUCAAGAUAUACCAAAAUCGCCUAUUCGUGGUCCAGGCUCACAUAGGAGAAAAACCUCCAUGUCAAGAAGGAAGAGUGGUGAACAUGAACUUUCAUUGAAUCCAACACAAAGGCCGGACAGUGGUAGUUUCAAAGUUCGAUUCGGUCUUAGAGGCCACCUAGAUGCAGUUCGUUCGGUGAUAUUUACUGGAGGUGGAAGUCCUGGAGAACCAGAAUUAUGCACAGCAGGCGACGACGGUACAAUCAAAAGAUGGAUCAUUCCCGCCCGUUAUGAAGAUCAAGGCACAUUCCAUGUAAGCGCCAACGAUUUGGAUAUUCAAAGUUAUUUUACUCAUCGGGGUCAUGCUGGAGCUGUCAUGUGCCUAACUGCUUGGUCCCCAUCACAAAACUUUGCCAGUGGUGGACGUGCACAAGGUGACGGAUGGAUCUUCUCUGGUGGCCAAGAUGCUACCGUUAGAGUGUGGGAGCGAGGGCGAGUUGAUCCUAAGGCGACUCUUGAUGGUCAUACAGAUGCAGUAUGGGCAGUCUGUGUACUUCCGGGUACAACUGGAUCGAUUUUUGGUCAAACUAAUGCUUUUGGUGGACCAGAUCGUAUUAUUUUAGCAAGUGGUGCUGCAGAUGGCACUGUCAAAGUGUGGUCUGUAAGCGCACCUCCACAGCUUGUAUCGCCUUCAGGCGGAGGUAACCGAAGAGGUGGCAGAGUUCGAGGUAACUCAAUGUCAUCUGGCUCAGCAUUCCCGUCAUCCCCUCAACCCAGCAUUGCCUCGACUUCGCCUUUUCAUUACACAUUAAUACAUUCUAUAACCAGAUCUAAUAGCACCGCAUCCCCUACUUGUAUAACACCUUUAGCCAUUUCAGGCGAAUCAUUUGCCGUGUCUUAUUCUGACGCAGCUGUUCUGGUAUAUGAUACAAGAACUGGUGAAGAAGUUGCCUCUAUGGCAAGUCUGGAAACAUCUAAUGGCACCCAAUCAACAGGAGUCAAUGCAAUUGUUGCAACUACUACCGGUCUUGAUAGCUCCUUGAGUUCCGAUUCUAAUCGAGGGUUGUCUGAAGAUGAGAAUGUUGUUAGUGGAGCAACAGGCAGAAGUGGUGGUGUUGAAGGCAUUAUCAUCAGUGGACAUGAGGAUCGCUUCAUUAGAUUUUAUGAUGCUAAUAGCGGUCAAUGCACAUACAACAUGCUUGCUCAUCCAGCAGCUAUAUCUGCUCUCUCACUAUCUCCUGAUGGACGCGAGCUCGUCUCUGCAGGUCAUGAUGCUAGUCUACGAUUCUGGUCUUUAGAGACACGUAGCUGCACUCAAGAGAUGACAAGUCAUAGACUUAUGCGUGGGGAAGGUGUAUGCUCAGUUGUAUGGAGUCAAGAUGGGAGAUGGAUCGUUAGUGGUGGAGGUGAUGGCGUCGUAAAAGUUUUUGCGCGCUAA